UGUUUAGAUUACUAAAAUGUUUUCUGUGAUAUUAAGGCAUUUUAGGACUAAAAGCCUUUAUAAAUAUGGUAACAGAAUUGCUUUACCUGUGAGAAACAAUUUAUCAAGUGAUACUAGAGAGUCAGCUGGCAUUUUUGUUCCAUCAUAUUUACCUAAACCUGGUGAAACUGAUGGCGAAAGAAGAGCUAGGUUGCUAUACCAAUCUCGUAAGCGUGGAAUGUUGGAAAAUGAUCUUUUACUUAGCACUUUUGUUGACAAAUAUCUGACAGAAAUGAAUGAUAAACUUCUCAUGCAGUAUGAUAAAUUGAUUAAUUGUUCUUAUAGUGAUUGGGAUAUUUAUUACUGGCUUGUUGGAGCCCGCCCUAUACCACCAGAAUAUGAUAAUGAAAUUAUGCAACUUCUUAUUCAACAUGUUGAAAAUAAAAAGAAAGAACGACGAUUAAGACAGCCAGAUCUCCCAAAUUAUGUUUUCAAGAAAUAAGUAUUGCUUUAUAAAUUAGAAGAUUGGUAUUUACAUUAAUUAUCUGCAGUUCGUAUUUUUAUAAUUUCUGUUACUUUGGUUCUUUUAAAGUCAAACCUUUGAUAAUUAGUUGUCAAUUAAAUCAUAUGAAUCUUGUUAUUGUAUAAAUGUAUAAUAGAUGAAUGGAAUAUGUUAACAUCAUUUUACUCAGCUUGGCUGCUUCACUAUUUAUUGUUAUAAUUAUUUUUAUUACGUAAUUAUUUUUUUAUUAUAGUUUAUUUAAAACAGAGUAGUUUGCAUUCUAUGUAGUAAAUUGUUAAAGAUUCUAACUAAAACAAAUAAAGUAUUAUAUAAAAUGUUGG
This is a messenger RNA of Nezara viridula (southern green stink bug), 822 nucleotides long. Lineage: Eukaryota; Metazoa; Arthropoda; Insecta; Hemiptera; Pentatomidae. The record is from the annotation of a GenBank genome assembly.